AUGCCCAUGUCCAUAGUCCAGGGCAACGGAGGGGGUUACCCUGGGGCCGUGUUACCCAUCCUGCUGGGUAGGACCAGGGCAACGGAGGGGGUUACCAAUGGGCAACCUGGGGUAGAAGGAACACCGGUGGACGUUACCUUACUUGGACCAAGUACGCCGGCCGGAGAGUCCGAUACGUUUGCAGUCACCACAUCCCCCCCUUCACGAGGCGCCGGUGUGGCUACCGGCGUCCUCGCUGCUCCAGCAGCGGUUGAGCCUGGCAAGUCAGCACCCAGACCCCUUGCUAAUACACCGGGGACCACCCCAGCUGCAUCUGCUACCCCGGAAGCGACAAAAGGACGGAGUGUACCGCUGGCGGCAGUGGUCGGGGCAGUGAGUGCACUUGGUGCGGUGGUGAUCCUUGCCGUACUGGCACUCGUCAUAAUACGUAGGAGGCGCAUGGCGCGGCGUGUGGCUCCGGUGUACCUCAGCCCUUACGAGAUUCCUGAUCCCAGUUUGUUAGAUGACCCACGAAAUGGGGGUGCGUAACAGUUUCAAGCUUCCCAUGCAUGCGGGGCUGGACUGCGUGUUGCUAAUGCGCGUGGGCCCUUACAAAGGCUUCACAUAAACAAGUGCAAUCCCUACCAACUUAUUGGGGCUUCUGACAGCGCCAAACAGGGCCAAACAGGCCUUAACAGCCUAUAGCAUGGCCUAAUAGCCUGUUUGGCACUGUUGACAGCCCUAUUGAGUUGGUGGGGAAUUGCGCCUCAUCCUAAUCAAGUAGUCCUAGCAAUGACUUUAGCGAGCCCUAGGUGCCAUGGUGCGAAGGGUAAAUUGCAUACGAGCAAGAGAGUGGUGGCCGCGGAUGAGAGCAGGGAGAGCUAUAGACGGCUGAGGCGAGUGAAGUGGUAGGUGCAGCUCGUGCGGUGGGGUGCUGGGUGGGCAGCAGGAGGCGCGUGGUUCGGCCAUGGAUAUACUGCUGGCGCAUGCUGUCUUGUACCAUACGAUGGCCCGUACUGCACUAGUGAUACUGUGUUGUCAGGGGCUGACACAUUUAUAUGCAUGUAAGAAACAGGGGGGUGUAUCUUCGCCCGUGGCAGCUACCCUGCGAAACCCUGCCUUCCCCGGUAAUUCGGGGCACCCUCAUCCAGUCACCCUAGUCAACUUCUCAGUGGAUCGCUCAGGUUCCGCACCAACCACCAGCAUCCAACGGAAUCUGCCGGGUCGACAGCGGCCCAACUCCGUUCCUGGUCGGCUCGCAGGUUAACUUUAUCCCAGGUUACCACCGUCCAUCAACUAGGGGCGCAAUGCCUUCCACCAUCGGAAGGACUUUCACCCUAAUGGCUAUCGAUCCCGGGAUCUGCCGGGGGAAAUGGUCGCGCCUUACCAGUAGUGCCAAACCCUAUAUAUACAUUUAUAUGUAAUGUAAACGUACGGCGCACUUGAUGUCUAUGUAUUGUAAGACGCAUCUUACAUGGCGUAACCAUACAUAUCAAUUCUGUGUUUUAUGCACCAUAAUUUCUCUUAUUCGUAGGACAUCCUUGAAAACGGAUGUCACGACAUAGCUGCAUGACCGUCAACGGCCAACAACCGUUUUUAACGGCUACGCAAUGUCAU
Messenger RNA from Volvox carteri f. nagariensis, 1596 nucleotides. RefSeq lists its product as uncharacterized. Bases 1 to 528 code for a protein of 175 amino acids. Lineage: Eukaryota; Viridiplantae; Chlorophyta; Chlorophyceae; Chlamydomonadales; Volvocaceae. The record is from RefSeq and is a predicted model, not a curated record. The transcript is spliced from 2 exons.